AUAAACAAGACGGCGUGCGACACGUAUUUCAUUCAGUCUCGUGAAUCCAUAAAGUAACUUUUAUGUCAAGUCGCAUUGCAUUGGACUACAAACUGAAGUCUUUUUCUCGCUAAACUCUAAAAACUCCUGGAAAAAGUUGCUGCGUUACGUCCGAAAAAUUGCAUUGCCGGGUUGUGUAAGCCACGUAUCAAUAAAUGGAGAAAGACAGCACUGUGGUUUUGGCCACCGAGAAAUACGGCUCUAAUGAAUCAUGGGAAUACAUUGUAAAGGAUGGAGUGAUGGAGAGAAAAAGAAACGGCAGCGAAUGUGGAUCGGGAGGGAAUUCCAUUAUUGGCGUGUUCAAAAGCGUCUUCCUGCCGCAGGGUUACCCAGAGAGCGUCAGUGACGAUUACCUGCACUACCAGUUCUGGGAUACUGUACAGGCCUUCUCAAGCUCUCUGUCAGGGACUCUUGCCACUCAAGCUUCUCUCAGAGGGGUUGGUGUUGGAAAUCCAGAGGCGACAGUAGCUGCUGCCACAGUCACUUGGUUAUUGCGAGAUGGAACUGGGAUGUUGGGAAGAAUCCUUUUUGCCUGGCAGAAAGGGAGUCAACUGGACUCAGAAGCAAAAAAAUGGAGGCUUUUUGCUGAUGUGCUCAAUGACAUUGCCAUGUUCAUGGAGAUUUUGGCUCCAAACAUUCCUUCCUGUUUCACUUUGAUUGUGUGCACUGCAGGGAUAUUUAAGUCCAUUGUUGGAGUUGCCGGCGGGGCAACCAGAGCUGCCUUGACAGUUCAUCAAGCUCGUAGAGACAAUAUGGCUGACAUCUCUGCCAAGGAUGGAAGCCAGGAGACUUUGGUGAAUCUGGCUGGACUACUGGUCAGUUUGAUACUUAUUCCUCUGGUCACCGACAAGCCAGUGCUCACAGUCAUCCUCUUCUUCCUCUUCACCAUACUGCACCUCUUCGCCAAUUACAAAGCAGUACGUUCUGUUGUCAUGGCAACCUUUAAUGAAGCCCGGCUUUCAAUUGUGCUGCACCAGUACCUGAGGGAUGGACAGAUCCUUAGUCCUUUGGAGGGUAAUCAGAAAGAACCAGUGUUCCUGGAAUUAAGAAAAAAGGUGCCAGUUAGACUUGGAGUGAGACUACAAGACCUUGUACAAAACAAAGACGAGUUUAAUCUGGCCUUAAAGCAAACCAGCAUGCCUUACCUCUUAGGAGUGAAAAAUGGCUGUGUGCGUGUUUGCUUGGGACAGGAAGCAUCCACACAUGAUGAGAUCAGAGCAGCGUGCCAAGCUCUUUGUCUCGGCAGUGUGUUGCAUCACGCGACGCCGAUGAGUGGAGUUCCAGAGAAACUUCUGAUGCUCCAGAGCCAAAGUCCCUGGGAAAUGGUGUUUAAGAGCUACAAUCUUAUGGACCAAAUUUUCAAUCCAUUUCUCAAGGGUGUGGAAGCUGCUGGAUGGCAGACUAAUCGAACUCUUCUGAACUGGGAUGAAUGGAGGGUUGAGUGGAAAACAAAGACAAGUUAAAACUACAUCCAAAUCAAGAUUCUGUCUAAUUCUUGUCUAAUGUCAGCGUGUAAUGUUCUCUAAAUCCAGCCAAAGACAUUCCCAAGAAUUCAUAACUGUGUAAUUUCUAAUAUUCACAAAAUGCAAAAUUGAGAGCAGGAGGGUUCAGGUCAAUGACAAAAUGGCAGCAUUUCUGGUUUGAAUUCCUGUGUUACUUCCGGCUUGGUCGGGCGUCCCUACAGACACAAUGCGCUCUUUGCACAAUCAUUUCCGCAUUCUACCUAAUACUGCUUGUGUGUUUCCUGUUUAUCGAUGGCGCUGUUAUACACCCGCUCUUUGCAGGAGCUCCCAAAGCUCAAAGUAACAAAUGUCCACUGAAUUUGCCAGCAAACAACACUAACACCAACCAGCAAAUUGGACAAGGGCUUUAGGUUGUAUGCUGCAUCCUACAUUCACAAUUACGAAGGUAAGAAAGCAACUAUUAAUGAGUUAGUAAGUGCAAGGACAACUACUUGUUUCUGGGAUGCAGUGGUGCGACUUCCUCGUGUGGGCGCAGGAGGACUACCUUGUGCAACGAAUACGCAAUGAUCCAGAAGUGCAAAGAACAAUCCAAGAAAAGGCCGACCAUUUCUUUUUCUACAUAUACAUGCCAAAAUACCUGUCUUUGAAAAAGUAACAAUGAUAUACAUAUGUACAGUUGUAGCGUGGUUCUCUGCGUUGUGUGGUUUGUUGGUGUGACUGACGACGCUAUGACGACCAGGUAGAUGAUAUCGUAUUUAUUGCCAUCAGGGCCUGUAUGAAAACAGUACACAGCAGUGAAUAUACAGGUCUCCUUCCGCAUACAGUGCCCACAGCCAUCUCUUUCAAAGUCCAGAGCGAAAGGGCUACCCGUCUCCCACCAGAUCAAUUACAAAAUCCUGGUUCUUACUUAUAAAGCCCUUCACAAACUGGCUCCCCCAUACCUCACUGACCUCCUGUCUCCCUACCAACCCUCUCAGUCCCUCAGAUCCACCUCAGCCUCACUUCUCUCUACCCCCACGUCCAGCCUCCAUGGCUUUGGUGACCGAGCCUUCUCCAGGGCAGCUCCCAGGCUCUGGAACUCACUCCCUCAAGAAUUCCUCCCACUCUUCCAAUCCCGUCUCAAGACACACUUUUUCUCCAUUGCCUUCUCGUGCCCCCCCUGUCCUCAGCGCUCGACCUGCCCCCUCCCUCAAAUCCCUCCCUAAUUCCCUCCCCAAACGCAUCAGACACUGCUGCAGGCUGCCCACAUUCAGGUCAUUGGUCGGGACUCACCUCUUCAGACUCCAUCUGUGAUUUAUGUGAUUUAUGAUGUUUGUCUUUCUUUCCCUCUUGUAUCUGUCCAAGCCGGAGAGUACUGCUGGCAUCGUGUGUGGCUGCCGCUUCUCCCUCUUGUAGCCCCCCCUUCUCAUCCACCCCUGUAUGUCUGUGUUAUGUUUAUCUGUCGUCUUGUUUCACCCCGUUUAUUGUAAAGCGACUUUGAGUAUUCGAAAAGCGCUAUAUAAUUUUAAUUUUAUUAUUAUUACAUGUAAAUAAAGAGACCCUGUACAAAAGGAUGGACAGACAAGUACAUUUAUUUACAGGGGUGA
Messenger RNA from Lampris incognitus (smalleye Pacific opah), 3088 nucleotides. RefSeq names its product RUS family member 1 (gene rusf1). NCBI's taxonomy places the organism in Eukaryota, Metazoa, Chordata, Actinopteri, Lampriformes, Lampridae. Bases 195 to 1502 code for a protein of 435 amino acids. The transcript is spliced from 14 exons. The record is from RefSeq and is a predicted model, not a curated record.